UCCUCCAGCAUCCCCGCCCCUCCUCCUCCGGCCGCCACCAGUUACGUUCGGCCAGUUGCGUUCGUGCGGCGACGUCCACGCAUUUUUUGACGUAGCGAGCGACGGCGGGGAGCGGAGCGGAAGUCCAGCACGGUUGCCGCUAGAGGAGGGAGGGGUGAGAAGCCUAAGUGGGACCGGAAGUGGAAUUAAUCCGCUUACCUCUCCGGCGCCUGCGAAACAGAAAAGAGAAGGCGCCUGUCGGGCGGGGUGUGGCUUCGGGUGGCGGAGGACGCUGCGAUUGGCCCUCGGCUGUGGCGACAGCGACGAUUGGUCCCUGCGUGCAGAGCGCGGUGAGAGCGGGUGGCGGCCGUUGGAAUUCAAAAGUGGCGGGUGUGGCGCGGGGCUGGUAGCGGCCGGAGCCGCGCGAGUUCUCUACCCUGCUUCGCGAGCGGGCGAGAGAACGCGAGUCCCAGGAUCCCCGGAACCCAGUUCUCUUCCACUGCAUUCCCCCGGCGCGUGUGGGACCGAGGUGGACAUGGAUCCGCAGAGGUCCCCCCUGUUGGAAGUAAAGGGGAACAUAGAACUGAAGAGACCUCGGAUUAAGGCCCCUUCCCGGCUGCCUCUCUCAGGAAGCAGACUCAAGAGGAGGCCUGACCAGAUGGAAGAUGGCCUGGAGCCUGAGAAGAAACGGACAAGAGGCCUGGGUGCAACGACCAAAAUUACCACAUCCCACCCAAGAGUUCCAUCCCUCACUACAGUGCCACAGACACAAGGCCAGACCACAGCUCAAAAAGUUUCCAAGAAGACAGGACCCCGGUGUUCCACAGCUAUUGCCACAGGGUUGAAGAACCAGAAGCCAGUUCCUGCUGUUCCUAUCCAGAAGCCUGGCACAUCAGCUGUUCCUCCCAUGGCAGGAGGGAAGAAACCCAGCAAACGUCCAGCCUGGGACUUGAAGGGUCAGUUAUGUGACCUAAACGCAGAACUAAAACGCUGCCGUGAGAGGACUCAAACAUUGGACCAAGAGAACCAGCAGCUUCAGGACCAGCUCAGAGAUGCCCAACAGCAGGCCAAGGCCCUGGGGACAGAGCGCAGGACACUGGAGGGGCAUUUAGCCAAGGUACAGGCCCAGGCUGAGCAGGGCCAACAGGAGCUGAAGAACUUGCGUGCUUGUGUCCUGGAGCUGGAAGAGCGGCUGAGCACGCAGGAGGGCUUGGUGCAAGAGCUUCAGAAAAAACAGGUGGAAUUGCAGGAAGAAAGGAGGGGACUGACGUCCCAACUAGAGGAGAAGGAGAGGAGGCUGCAGACAUCAGAAGCAGCCCUGUCAAGCAGCCGAGCAGAGGUGGCAUCUCUGUGGCAGGAGACUGCGGCCCAGGCAGCCUUACUGGCUGAGCGGGAAGAACGUCUUCACGGGCUAGAAAUGGAGCGCCGGCGACUGCACAACCAGCUGCAGGAACUCAAGGGCAACAUCCGUGUAUUCUGCCGGGUCCGCCCUGUCCUUCCUGGGGAGCCCACUCCACCCCCUGGCCUCCUCCUGUUUCCCUCUGGCCCUGGUGGGCCCUCUGAUCCUCCAACCCGCCUUAGCCUCUCCCGGUCUGAUGAGCGGCGUGGGACCCUGAGUGGGGCACCAGCCCCACCAACUCGCCACGAUUUUUCCUUUGACCGGGUAUUCCCACCAGGAAGUGGACAGGAUGAAGUGUUUGAAGAGAUUGCCAUGCUUGUCCAGUCAGCCCUGGAUGGCUAUCCAGUAUGCAUCUUUGCCUAUGGCCAGACAGGCAGUGGCAAGACCUUCACAAUGGAGGGUGGGCCUGGGGGAGAUCCCCAGUUGGAGGGGCUGAUCCCUCGGGCCCUACGGCACCUCUUCUCUGUGGCCCAGGAGCUGAGUGGUCAGGGCUGGACCUACAGCUUUGUAGCAAGCUACGUGGAGAUCUACAAUGAGACUGUCCGGGACCUGCUGGCCACUGGAACCCGGAAAGGUCAAGGGGGCGAGUGUGAGAUUCGCCGUGCGGGGCCAGGGAGUGAGGAGCUCACUGUCACCAAUGCUCGAUAUGUCCCUGUCUCCUGUGAGAAAGAAGUGGAGGCCCUGCUUCAUCUGGCCCGCCAGAAUCGGGCUGUGGCCCGCACAGCCCAGAAUGAACGGUCAUCACGCAGCCACAGUGUAUUCCAGCUACAGAUUUCUGGGGCGCACUCCAGCCGAGGCCUGCAGUGUGGGGCCUCCCUCAGUCUUGUUGACCUGGCCGGGAGUGAGCGACUUGACCCUGGCUUAGCCCUUGGCCCCGGGGAGCGGGAACGCCUUCGGGAAACACAGGCCAUUAACAGCAGCCUGUCCACGCUGGGGCUGGUUAUCAUGGCCCUGAGUAACAAGGAGUCCCAUGUGCCUUACCGGAACAGCAAACUGACCUACCUGCUGCAGAACUCUCUGGGUGGUAGUGCUAAGAUGCUCAUGUUUGUGAACAUUUCUCCACUGGAAGAGAACGUCUCUGAGUCCCUCAACUCUUUACGCUUUGCCUCCAAGGUGAACCAGUGUGUUAUUGGUACUGCCCAGGCCAACAGGAAGUGAAGACGGAUCCAGAUCUUGUGUUGGGAGUGUGUGUGUGUGUCUGUCUGUAUCUGUAUGUGUAUGUAUUGGGUGAGGAGUGGGAGGAUUGCUGGAGGGUGCUUUAUUGGGUGGAGGGCACCAUGUCCCAGGGCUAUCAAAUAAAGAAUAGUGUUUUGUUUUUUUUUUUUUUUUAAAUAAAGGUUUAUCUGCCCAAGAAGGCAGAUAUUUUCAUAUCUGUAAA
Molecule: messenger RNA, 2756 nt
Organism: Mandrillus leucophaeus (drill)
Lineage: Eukaryota; Metazoa; Chordata; Mammalia; Primates; Cercopithecidae
Gene: KIFC1
Product: kinesin family member C1
Exons: 11
Coding region: 515-2536 (673 amino acids)
Biological process (GO): microtubule-based movement
Molecular function (GO): ATP binding; microtubule binding; microtubule motor activity
Source: RefSeq, a predicted model, not a curated record